Molecule: messenger RNA, 2916 nt
Organism: Helianthus annuus (common sunflower)
Lineage: Eukaryota; Viridiplantae; Streptophyta; Magnoliopsida; Asterales; Asteraceae
Exons: 4
Coding region: 1-2916 (971 amino acids)
Source: RefSeq, a predicted model, not a curated record
AUGACUAAUGGACUCUCAAACCCUCGAAAUCAUGCUUCUAGCUCGAGUGCAUCUACUAAAGCUGAAAAACGAAAAGAGUAUCAAAAAAGAUACUAUGCUGCACGCAAAGAAAAUAACAAAGUAUCUAAAUUUGGGAGUGGUGAUGCCCCCCAAAGUGCUUCAUCAAUAUCUUUAAUGAAUAAUAGGUCAACAGAAAGGACACCGUUAAGAAGUUUACAAACUAAUAUUACUCAAUUUCCACAAACAACAAAUGAGAACGCCUCAAGUGUUUCUACUACAAAAUGCAAGGAGUACAAUGAAGGAUGUUCUAAUACACCAAACGAUAAUGGAAUGCGUAUUUCAAAUGGCAGUCAAGUCAACCAAACCCCGAUAGAUGAUGUAAUUGACGUAGUCAGGCAUAGAACAUCACGAGGUAUUCAAAUUCAUCCGCGUACUUUAUUACCCCAAUUUGCUGAAGUAGUUGAUCAACCUUCCCUCCAACAUGGGAGCGUAGAAGAUGAUCCUUAUAAUUUUGUUUACAAUGGUGUACCUGGAGAGCAUCGUGUUUUAAAGGAACGAGGCGCAUGUCCUAAUUGUGGAGCAAAACGAUUUCAAUUUGAAUUUGAUACCUUUUGUUGUAUGAGUGGGAAAACCGUGUUAGCAAACUUAGAAAUUCCAGAGGAAUUGUACCGACUUUUCACGUCUCAAGAUGAAAUUGGAGAUUUGUUUAGGCAAAACAUCCGUGCUUAUAACACCAAUUUUUCUUUUGCCUCAAUGGGUGUGACAUUGGAUGAUACAUUGAACAAUAUGAGAGACGGCGUAUAUACUUUUCGUGCACAUAAAGGAAUAUAUCACAGAAUCGACCAAUUAGUUCCGAGGGAUGGGACUCCUAGGUACUUGCAGUUGUAUUUUUACGAUCCUGAUACUGAGUUAGAUCACAGACUCCGAUGGCCAAAUCUUGAUCGGCGUAUUACUCAGAUUUUAACACGCGUUCUUUCUACAAACCCAUAUGUCGAUACAUUUAGAAGACUUGCGGAACUAGGACCUCUGGACAACUAUAGAGUCACUUUGAAUACUUCGGUUGAACUUGACCAAAGGGUGUACAACCGACCAACGACAUCGGAGGUUGCUGGUAUUUGGGUUCAAGGUAAUGACAAUAUCAUUUCGUAUAAACGAAGUAUUGUAGUGUACGGUAGGUCUGAAUAUAGACAAACUAUUCAGCCGUACUUCAGUUGUUACGAUCCAUUGUCGUAUCCUUUAUUUUUUCCUAAUGGUGAGUCGGGUUGGCAUGCUAACAUACCACGUCAAGGAGUAUCAAUCAAUGAGGUUCGCAACAAUGACAACAUCGAAGGAGAAAUGGAAGAGGCUAAUACACGAAGUGGUAGAACAACCGUGGCUAUGCGAGAGUACUACUGUUACAAGUUCCAGAUUCGAUCUACCGAUAAUGUGCUUUUGUUCGGUGGUAGGCUGCUACAGCAGUUUGUGGUUGAUGUUUACAUCAAAAUUGAGACGUCACGCUUAGAAUUUUGUGAGAGAAACCAGGAUAAGAUUCGGGCCGAAUUGUACCAAGGUAUUGUGGAUUGCGUCAAUACUGGCGAGGUUCAUGCAAACAGAGUCGGGAAAAGAAUUGUGUUGCCUGCAUCUUUCAUCGGGGGGCCUCGCGACAUGCGACGUCGGUUUCUAGAUGCGAUGACGUUAGUUCAAGACGACGGCAAGCCUGAUGUAUUCCUUACAAUGACAUGUAAUCCUAAGUGGCCUGAGAUAUGUGAUAACUUACAUGUUGGUCAAACUGCUACAGAUCGUCCAGACCUUGUUUCAAGAGUGUUCCGGGCUAAAUUAGAAGAUCUUAAGGAUCAACUCUUCAAGAAACAUGUCCUCGGGGAAGUUAAGGCAUACGUCUAUGUCAUUGAAUUUCAAAAGCGGGGUUUGCCGCACGCACAUUUUCUCCUAAUCAUGUACCCGCAACACAAGAUCAAUAACGCGGACCAUUAUGAUAAGGUUGUGUGUGCUGAAAUUCCUAACAAGCUAACACAUCCCAGAUUGCAUGAGAUGGUUGUCAAGCACAUGAUUCACGGUCCUUGCGGCAAUUUACGAUCAAGCAGUCCUUGUAUGCAGGGUGAUCUUAAAAUUUGUCGUUUUCACUAUCCUAGACAAUUUAACGAACAGACGACACAAGGAGAAGAUUCGUAUCCGUUGUAUCGAAGGAGAGACACCGGGAUAGAAGUGGACCUACGAGGACAAACACUUGAUAAUAGAUGGGUGGUCCCAUAUAACCCAAGGCUUUUGAUGAUGUUUAACUGCCACAUGAAUGUUGAAGUUUGCUCAAGUAUAAAAUCUGUGAAAUAUCUUUUCAAAUAUGUUUAUAAAGGACAUGACAAACAGGUUAUUCAAGUCGAUCAAAGUGAGCCAGGGGUUGUUAUUAAUGAGAUAAAAAGAUUUCAAGAUGCACGCUACAUAUCGCCCCCAGAGGCUAUGUGGCGAAUUUUUUCCUUCUCUCUUUCUCAAAUCUUUCCUACUGUUCUAGCCUUACAACUUCAUCUCCCAAAUAAUCAGAUGGUUAGAUUUAGAGAUGAUGACUUGAUGCCUAAUAUUGUUGAUAGGGAAAGGGAUAAGAGAACCAUGCUAACAGCAUUUUUUGAUCAGAAUAGAAACGAUGAAACAGCAAGGGUACAUUUGAAUAAAGAUUUUCCAAAACACUUUACUUGGAAUGGAAGCACACGCCGUUGGAGUCGUCGUUUCGGUAAAAAACAAAGAGGUCGUAUCGUUUCCGCUAAUCCAGCCGAAGGAGAAAGGUACUACUUACGCCUACUUUUGUCAAAUGUCAGAGGGCCUACUUCUUUCGAACAUCUUUGCACAGUUAAUGGUCAACGGUGUGCGACAUUUCGGAAAGCAGCUCUUGAGUUAGGCUUAAUAGAAGACGAUGAAUAUCUAUCAUAA